AUGGUUCUCCACCAGUUCGAUUACAUUUUUGCCAUUGGCACCAUCUUUGCUUUCCUCGACGCGUGGAACAUUGGUGCCAACGAUGUCGCCAACUCGUUUGCGACGUCGGUGUCGUCCCGAUCCCUGACUUACCUCCAAGCUAUGGCCAUUGCCUCAGUCAUGGAGUUUGCUGGCAGUGUCGCCGUCGGAGCCCGCGUGGCAGACACCAUCCGAACCAAGAUUGUUGACCCAGACUUGUUCGAGGGCACCCCCACCAUGCUCAUGUUGGGCAUGACGUGCGCCGUCAUCGGCUCAUCCGUCUACCUCACGAUUGCGACUAAGCUUGGUUUGCCUGUUUCGACGACUCAUUCAAUCAUGGGUGGUGUUAUUGGCAUGGGUAUUGCCUCUGUUGGCGCGAGCGAUAUCACCUGGUGGGGUGGAGAUGUCAACUCGGGAGUUGUUUCGGUCUUUUUGGCCUGGAUCAUCGCCCCGUUCUGCUCUGGGGCUUUUGCGGCCAUCACUUUCCUCAUCACCAAAUAUUUGGUCAUGCUCCGCCAGAACCCUCUCAUGAAGGCGCUGGUUUCAAUCCCCAUCUACUUUGGUAUCACGUCCGGCCUCAUCACCAUGCUUAUCGUCUGGAAGGGCGGUUCCACGCGUAUCCAUCUCAGUGACCCCGAGACUAUCGGUGUGAUCUUCGGGGUUGGUGCUGCGGUCGCCCUGUUGGUAGCCGUGUUUUUCUGCCCCUGGCUCUAUCGUGUCUUGCUCAAGGACGACUGGGAGCUCCAAUGGUACCACGUUUUCCUAGGACCCCUUCUCCUCCGGCGACCGGACCCCGCCCCGGCGCCGGAGGGAUAUCAGGCAGUCAGGGAUUACUACCGCGGACACAAGACCAUGGACGAGUUGAAGGCGUACCGCGAGGCACAAGCCCACGCUCAUCCCAAAGACGAAGAACAACUGGUGCACGGUUCGGAGAAGGGUGUGCCCGUCAGCGAGAACGGGAAGGCAUCUUCGGAGGAGAGCCACGUCCCCGAAAAGAACCCAGAUAUGCCCCAGAUCAUCGGCCCCCGACCCGAAGGAGCUGCCUUUUCUCCCGCCGUCCUGUUCUGGCAAUUUAAGCGCGUCUUCUUCCGCGGCGUGGAGCAAGACAUUAUCGCCCAGCAGAAGAAGGCCAGCAUCCUCAGCGGCGACAUCGAGGCCACCCACGCCUAUGUCGAGCACUACGACAACAAGGCCGAGUACCUCUAUUCGUUCCUGCAGGUGCUGACAGCCUCGGCCGCCUCCUUCACCCACGGCGCCAACGACGUCUCCAACGCCAUCGGACCCUACAGCACCAUCUACCAGAUCUGGCGGACCAACGAGCUGGGCAGCAAGGUCCCCGUGCCGUACUGGAUCCUGGUCUUUGGCGGUGCGGCUAUCGUAAUCGGUCUGUGGACCUAUGGGUACAACAUCAUGCGCAACCUGGGUAACCGCAUCACCCUGCACUCUCCGUCGCGCGGGUUCUGCAUGGAACUGGGCGCCGCCGUCACCGUCAUCAUGGCCACCCGACUGAAACUCCCCGUCUCCACCACCCAGUGCAUCACCGGCGCCACCGUCGGCGUCGGCCUCUGCGCCGGAACCUGGCGAACCAUCAACUGGCGCAUGGUCCUCUGGAUCUACGGCGGUUGGGUCAUUACCUUGCCCCUCACCGGUAUCAUCUCGGGUUGUCUGAUGGGCAUCAUCAUCAACGCUCCCCGGUGGGGGUUGACGGUGUAA
Messenger RNA from Fonsecaea pedrosoi CBS 271.37, 1731 nucleotides. RefSeq lists its product as uncharacterized. Gene Ontology annotation, biological process: phosphate ion transmembrane transport. The coding region runs from base 1 to 1731 and encodes 576 amino acids. NCBI's taxonomy places the organism in Eukaryota, Fungi, Ascomycota, Eurotiomycetes, Chaetothyriales, Herpotrichiellaceae. The transcript has 6 exons. Gene Ontology annotation, cellular component: membrane. The record is from RefSeq and is a predicted model, not a curated record.